AUGCCGAAAAAUACAACGUGUUUGCAUCUCUCCCGGAGGAUUCAGCCCCCAAUUCCUUUCCCACAGGUGCCCGCGGGCACCGCCGCCAGAGUUUUGUUGGAUGCCAUCAUGAAAAAUGGAAGUACUGCUGGGGGUGGUCCCUAUUGCCAAAAACCAGCCGGUGGCAACGAUCAAAGUAAGCCUGCUAACACAAAGGACAGCAGUGCAUCUGGUGCAUGUGAAAGUGGUAAAGGCUACAACAAAGAACAAGUGGAAGGAGUACUCAGUAUAAAGAAAUGUAAAAAUUAUUAUGAAGUACUUGGAGUUGCAAAAGAUGCAGGUGAUGAAGACCUAAAGAAGGCUUAUCGAAAAUUGGCUUUGAAAUUUCAUCCAGACAAAAACCAUGCACCUGGAGCAACGGAAGCUUUCAAAAAGAUUGGAAAUGCGUAUGCUGUGCUGAGCAAUCCAGAAAAACGAAAGCAGUAUGACCUCACCGGCAGUGAAGAGCAAGCAUGCAAUCACCCCGGCAAUGGUAGAUUUAACUUCCACAGAGGUUGUGAAGCUGAUAUUACGCCAGAGGAUUUGUUCAACAUGUUCUUUGGGGGGGCAUUUCCAACAGGUAGUGUACAUUCAUUUUCUAACGGUCGGGCUGGAUACAGUCAUCCUAACCAACACCGACAGAGUGGACAUGAAAGAGAAGAGGAGAGGGGUGAUGGAGGCUUCUCUAUGUUCAUCCAGCUGAUGCCUAUCAUUGUAUUGAUCCUUGUCUCCUUAUUGAGCCAGUUGAUGGUUUCUAAUCCUCCCUACACCUUAUAUCCCAGAUCGAGCACAGGGCAGACCAUUAAAAUGCAGACAGAAAACCUGGGUGUCAUUUAUUAUGUCAACAAAGACUUUAGAAAUGAAUACAAAGGAGCAUCUUUACAGAAGAUAGAAAAGAAUGUGGAAGAGGAUUAUGUGUCAAACAUUCGAAAUAACUGUUGGAAGGAGAGGCAGCAAAAAACAGACUUACUAUAUGCAGCAAAAGUCUACCGAGAUGAGCGUCUCCAAAGGAAAGCAGACUCCAUGUCCAUGGACAACUGCAAAGAACUGGAGCGGCUGACCAGUUUAUAUCGAGGAGGCUGAACUAGAAUUUUACAUGUGCAUCUUGAAGUACACUAUUAUCAUUCCUAUACAUUGAAGAAGUCUAAUUUCAUCGUGAAAGCUGGAAAGAGGGUGGAUGUAAAACUCUACUGUGUAGCUGUUUCCAGAAUCCUUAUACUGAAAUAUCAUUUAAUGGCUUCUUUACCUACUAUGAAAUAUAGGUAUUUUAAUUGUUUAGAUUUUACUCCAAAAGCUUCUGUGAAUUGUUUCAGCUCAAAAAGGAUGCUAUACUUGUAGAGACUUAGUCAUAGUGGUUCUCCUUUUAACAUAUUUGCCAUGUAAAUAUCUGUGGAAAGAACACUUUGUGUAUAUACAAGAUAAAAGACUUUCUAUUUAAUAUUUCAGAGAUCUAGCUCCAUAAAACAUUUUGUCUCACUGAUGGAAUAAAUAGUCUGAUUACAUCACUCCUUAUGCAGAUAUCAAGUGUGUGGAGUUUAAAUAAUCAUUUUUAAAUUAUUUAAUUUUAUGUAAAAUCGUCUGACUUUACCAGUUUGGAGGAUAUUUUUAAAUAUAGCAGUGUAUAUUCCUAAAUAUAUGUUGGGGUAAAUUGAUAUGGUGUAGAGUAGCAAUUAGCUAUUGUAGUUUUUAAGCAUUUCUUAGCAAUGCUAAGAAACUACAUUAAUCUUUUUUUUUUUUUUAAAGUAAAUAGUUGCAAAGUGCAGUAGAGAAAUUAUGGACGUUGCUUUUAGUACUUGAAACAAUUCAUAGCAACUCUGCCAUUCGGUAUUCCAGUAGUAGUAAGUCCACACACAUGUUUAACAUGCAUUUUACAGCUUAUUUAAUUUUCACUGCAAAAGUAGGGGGGAAAAAACAUUUGAUAGUUAUUUAACUUUAAAAAAAAAAAAAACUUUUUCCUCUUCAGAGACGUAAUUUCUUAUUCAUUUUAAACUAGUUUCCUCAAACUUAUUCUUCUAUAGGCAUCAUUCAUGAACCCAGGAAAAUCACCGCUAAUGUUGAGCCAUGUGCCUUGUUACACUUUUGCCAACUAUUAAAUGCUUCACUAAUUUGUUACAUACUGCUGUGAUAUGAGCCCUACUCAUUUGGCCAAGAACAGGAACUAGAGAAAGUUUCAGGGUGUAAAGCUGUUCAGUCCAAAACUUUACUAAAUUGAUUUUCUGUACAUGAGCAAAUAUACCAAUUACUUAUCUAAUUCAAUAUACUUUAAUUUUAUGGGCUGUACACUUAAAUUGCAUGGAGCUGAACUCACUGACACAAAUUAAGAGGUAUUUUGAAGCCAUUGAGUACACGCUACUUUGUGCCCAUAGAGUGAGAGAGUUUUGAGUUUGGUUUGUGUUACUUAAGUUGUAAUUUCCACAUGGUUGGGCACAUCUACAUAUGCUAUUAAUGUGAAGCAAUAAACUCUGGCACAGUUCAUGCCAGAGUUUUUAUUGCUCCAGGGCACAGCAUUUACACAUGCGUCUAGGAACAGAGCAUGUUGAGUGCAUCCCCAGCUGGUAGGGCACCCAGUGGGGGUCAGUCUGGAGGUGCUCCUGCCCUGCUCCAACAUGCUGUUGGGCUGGCAGGGGCACAAGAGUGCUCCAGUGCAGGGCUAACUGGCAGACAACCCCACAUUAUGGCGCCCUUGUGCCCCAGCCAGCUCUAGUAUCAUCUACGCAUGUGUUGCAGCAUAUUAAAUAAUUUGGCCAUAGGAUGGUAUUUGCAUCAGUCAGUACUAUUCUGUGGUGAAGUUAAUUAGUUUACUGUGGCUUAAUAGUGGCACACCUGCAGACAGUGAUGCUUUACUGCAGAGCUAAUUCAUCACCUCUGCGGUAAAGUGUCUUGUGUAGAUGCUGUGUAGCAAAAUGUUUGAUGUAUUGAGAAUACUAAUUAUUGAUUUGUAAGGAGCCAAAUUCUGCUCUCAGAUUACACCAGUAUAAUUAUAUCACUGAAGCCAAUACCUCAUUGACUUUACCAGACUUUUGGGUUUUUUUAUUUAAACUUGAUGUAACUUGAGAACAGAAUUUGGCCCUACAGGCGCUUAAAUGCUGCUGUGUGGCCCUGAAAUCCUUUUCUAUAUGCCUUUUCUUAAGUGUCUCACUGAAAAUGCCCUGUGUUAUAUAUAGUAGUGCAACAUGGAACAGGCUUGCUGCUGACUCAUAAAAUUAGUAAUCAGAACACAACAUUUUUGGGCAUUUGAAAGAGAAAUGUUCAAAGUUGAUACCAAAGGUGAAUUACAAAGUAGAGCUGAGGAAGAACAGGGGUUUCAUUGCUGUAUGUCCCUUCUACUUGAUCUGUGGGGUAAGUGAAGAGGGAUUAUGAAUCAUCUAUUUACUUUAGAAUUUCCCCAAAUGUUUGUUGUAGAAGUAAAAAGAAAAAGCAAAUAUGAAUUCCAUGAGUUCUGGAAAUCAUUGCAACUAUGUUCGUUUGGGAAAUAAUAUACAAAACUAGUCUUAAUAAAAUAAUUGUUUCAAUUAA
Molecule: messenger RNA, 3534 nt
Organism: Gavialis gangeticus (Gharial)
Lineage: Eukaryota; Metazoa; Chordata; Crocodylia; Gavialidae
Gene: DNAJB14
Product: DnaJ heat shock protein family (Hsp40) member B14
Exons: 9
Coding region: 1-1101 (366 amino acids)
Biological process (GO): cellular response to misfolded protein
Cellular component (GO): endoplasmic reticulum membrane
Molecular function (GO): Hsp70 protein binding
Source: RefSeq, a predicted model, not a curated record